CUGUGGCCAGGGGUUGGUCUUUGGAGUCAGAGAGGCAGAUUCGCCGCACACAGCGCGGCCGGAGCUAAUCCCCUCAAGAGUCAGGAUUUGCGGGGAGAGGUUCUCCACUGGUCAAGAGAAGGCCUUAAGAAAGACGGCAUUAAUUUCCGUUGCGGCUCCGGCCAGGCCCCAUCUUCAACUUGCUCCUCCAGGAAAUGAAUCUGCUGCCGAAUCUCGAGAGUCCAGUGACUCGGCAGGAGAAGAUGGCGACUGUGUGGGAUGAGGCCGAGCAAGAUGGAAUUGGGGAGGAGGUGCUCAAGAUGUCCACGGAGGAGAUCAUCCAGCGCACACGGCUGCUGGACAGUGAGAUCAAGAUCAUGAAGAGUGAAGUGUUGAGAGUCACCCAUGAGCUCCAAGCCAUGAAGGACAAGAUCAAAGAGAACAGUGAGAAAAUCAAAGUGAACAAGACCCUACCAUACCUUGUCUCCAACGUCAUCGAGCUCCUGGACGUUGAUCCCAAUGACCAAGAGGAGGAUGGUGCCAACAUUGACCUGGAUUCCCAGAGGAAGGGCAAGUGUGCUGUGAUCAAAACCUCUACCCGACAGACAUACUUCCUGCCUGUGAUUGGGUUGGUGGAUGCUGAAAAGCUAAAGCCAGGAGACCUGGUGGGUGUGAACAAAGAUUCUUAUCUGAUCCUGGAGACGCUGCCCACAGAGUACGACUCCAGGGUGAAGGCCAUGGAGGUGGAUGAGAGGCCCACGGAGCAAUACAGUGACAUCGGGGGCUUGGACAAGCAGAUCCAGGAGCUAGUGGAGGCCAUUGUCUUGCCAAUGAACCACAAGGAGAAGUUUGAGAACUUGGGGAUCCAGCCUCCAAAAGGGGUGCUGAUGUAUGGACCCCCAGGGACGGGGAAGACCCUUCUGGCCCGGGCCUGUGCUGCACAGACUAAGGCCACCUUCCUAAAGCUGGCUGGCCCGCAGCUGGUACAGAUGUUCAUUGGAGAUGGUGCCAAGCUAGUCCGGGACGCCUUCGCCCUGGCCAAGGAGAAAGCGCCAUCUAUCAUCUUCAUUGAUGAGCUGGAUGCCAUCGGCACCAAGCGUUUUGACAGCGAGAAGGCUGGGGACCGGGAGGUGCAGAGGACGAUGCUGGAGCUUCUGAACCAGCUGGAUGGCUUCCAGCCCAACACCCAAGUUAAGGUAAUUGCAGCCACGAACAGGGUGGACAUUCUGGACCCUGCCCUGCUCCGCUCAGGUCGCCUGGACCGAAAGAUUGAGUUCCCAAUGCCCAAUGAAGAGGCCCGGGCCAGAAUCAUGCAGAUCCAUUCCCGAAAGAUGAAUGUCAGUCCUGACGUGAACUACGAGGAGCUGGCCCGCUGCACGGAUGACUUCAACGGGGCCCAGUGCAAGGCUGUGUGUGUGGAGGCGGGCAUGAUUGCGCUGCGCAGGGGUGCCACGGAGCUCACCCACGAGGACUACAUGGAAGGCAUCCUGGAGGUGCAGGCCAAGAAGAAAGCCAACCUGCAGUACUACGCCUAGGGUGCACAGGCCUGCCCCGGGCUCGCAGCUGAAGUGCGCAAUAAAAGAUGGUUUCAGGUCCCUGCC
Messenger RNA from Saimiri boliviensis boliviensis (Bolivian squirrel monkey), 1580 nucleotides. It is a transcript of the gene PSMC3, whose product is annotated as proteasome 26S subunit, ATPase 3. The record is from RefSeq and is a predicted model, not a curated record. Gene Ontology annotation, molecular function: ATP hydrolysis activity; ATP binding. NCBI's taxonomy places the organism in Eukaryota, Metazoa, Chordata, Mammalia, Primates, Cebidae.